UAUAUAAAGCUGAUUUAAAGAGUGGAAAGUAUUGCAAACUCAGAUUGCCUUAAAGUACCGUCAAGAAAAAUGUUCCACCUACGAACAGUCAUUUGUAUUGCCGUUGUUCUGUCUGGAUGCUUUGGUCAGAUGAUAGGCAUAGGAGGUGGUCUAGGAGGAAUUAGUGGAGGUGCCGGAGUUGGCCUAGGAGGAAUUAGUGGAGGUGCCGGAGGUGGCCUAGGAGGAAGCUAUGGUGUAACCAGAGGAUACACAUCUGGCAUGUACGGAGGCAGAGGUCUCGGAAUGAUCGGAGGUGGUGGCCUCGGAAUGAUGGGAGGCAGAGGUCUCGGAAUGAUGGGAGGCAGAGGUCUCGGAAUGAUGGGAGGAAGGGGUCUUGGAAUGAUGGGAGGCAGAGGUCUCGGAAUGAUGGGAGGUCUUGGAAUGAUGGGAGGAAGAGGUAUCGGUAUGUUCGGAGGCCAAGGAAUGGGAAUGAUGGGCAUGGGUGGGCCACUUAUGGGUGGUCUUGGAUAUGGAGCUGGAAUCUAUGGUCCUAUGAUGGGAAUUGGUUAUGGAGGACUUAUGGGCUGAACUUAAUAGUUGACUUGAUGACUUAAAUAAAUUGUUUUGUUUAUUUAAAA
Molecule: messenger RNA, 617 nt
Organism: Parasteatoda tepidariorum (common house spider)
Lineage: Eukaryota; Metazoa; Arthropoda; Arachnida; Araneae; Theridiidae
Source: RefSeq, a predicted model, not a curated record